This is a messenger RNA of Salpingoeca rosetta, 2937 nucleotides long. RefSeq names its product zinc finger protein. Gene Ontology annotation, cellular component: nucleus. NCBI's taxonomy places the organism in Eukaryota, Choanoflagellata, Craspedida, Salpingoecidae. Bases 1 to 2937 code for a protein of 978 amino acids. Gene Ontology annotation, molecular function: DNA-binding transcription factor activity; zinc ion binding; RNA polymerase II cis-regulatory region sequence-specific DNA binding. Gene Ontology annotation, biological process: regulation of transcription by RNA polymerase II. The transcript has 2 exons. The record is from RefSeq and is a predicted model, not a curated record.
AUGUCGCAACACAAGGAGCACCCGCCCACGCUGCAUGUGUUUGGCACGCCCAUUCGGGGAUGGAUUGACAAACUCACGGAACGCCACACGCCCACAACCUCGCCGAUGGGGCAGCUACAACAUCACCACCAGCACCACCAGCACCACCGGCAGCAGGGGGAAGGAGACAAGGGAUUGCAGCACAGCGAGCAAGUAGGUGCUGAGGGUGUGGGCGACGCAGACGACUUGCAGUGCAAGCUGUGCGGGUUUGAGGCGAUAUCACGUGCCGAGAUGGCGGCACACCAUCGCGCACUCCAUGACAGUGAUGAUGAGGCAGAGGCCACACGACCGUCGCCUGCAACAGCAUCAUCAACCGCAUCAACAGUUCAAGCAACAGCGCCAACAGCAGUAUCGACAACCUCACGAGCAACAGCGCAAGCAACAACACCAGCAACAGCACCAGCAGCGACGCUGAUGUCAGCCUUGUCUAUGCCUGGACAGAAUACAACGUUGCUUACGGGAGAUGGUGGUGCUGAUUGGGGUGAUGAUUGGGGUGACGACGAUGAUCGUGUGAACUAUGGUGGUGAUGAUGAUGAUGAUGAUCGUGGCAGCCAUGGCGGCGACAGCAUGGGCAGCGAUGAUCGGGGCGGCACUGAAGAGGAUGCAGGCGGCGGAGUUGAACAAAGGAGUGGUCAUGGUUUGGUACCACGCGUACACAAGCAGCAAGGAGGUGGAGAGACACGCGAUGGUGGUGGCGAUGGCAAUGAUGGCGACGAUGAUGAUGAUGGUGAAGAUGGCGCAGAAGAGGAAGCGGUGAGGGCAGAUGAGCAUGGAGUGGAGCCUGUGUCGAAGGAAGGAGGGGAGGGGAAGAAAGCUGAGGAUGAGGAGAAGGAACGAGCCAGCCGGAAACACAAGCGCAAGCAGAAGAUGGAGGACAAGAAGAAGAAGAAGAACGAGGAGGAAGACGAGGAGGAGAUGAAAGGGCAGCAACCGCCGCAAGAGGAGCAUGAGAGACGCAAGCGCAGGCGAAAACGAAAGCGAAGGCGAAGACAUAAGCACGAGCACGAGCACAGCGACAAUAAACAACACGAGCACAAUGGGGCACAGGGUCAUGACGGCUCACAAUCACACGCACAGCAGAACCUGGAGGAAGCGGAAGAAGGGGAGCAACGUAAGCGAGCACUAGAGAAACAGAGCAAGCAACAGCAGCAGCAGGCAAGAGGAAGACGAGGGAAGCGAGCAACACAACAGCAACGAGUACAACAGCAGCAAGAACUGCAAGAGCAGAACCAGCGGUGGGCGCGACAGCAUGCAGAGCAACUGCAGAAGACAGCGCAUGGUCGACACAGUGAUGGUGCACCUUCAUCCAGCUCAUCAUCCUCGUCACUGCCAUCGUCAUCGUCAUCGUCCAAAGCAGCAACCACAACGACAGCAGUGGCCCUGAAUGCGGGAGAGAAGGGGCAGGAACAGCAGCAGGUGCACGCAGAUGCCACAAGUAGACAGCAGCAGCGAUCAUCCAUACGACCGCACGCAACGCGACGUAGCACGCGACUGCUGCAGCUGCAGCAGCAGCACAAGGAAGGUGACGGGGAUGGCACAGCCACCAGAGAUGAAGCAGGCGUGAAUGCACAGCAACUACAGCAUAAGCAGCAAAAUCAACAGCAGGAACAGCAACAGCAGCAUAAACAACAGCAUAAGCAGCAGCAGAACCAGCUACAGCAGCAGCAUAAGCAGCAGCAGCAGCAGCAGGAACAGCACGUCUUGUGCUCUGUGUGCAAGCUUCCUGGCCACAACCGACGAACCUGUCCAAAUGCAGCCAACCCACCCGCGCAUCAGCAACUGCAACAGCAACAGCAACAAGAGCGGCGCGCACACAUAAAGCCAAGCCGCCAGUGGACGCAGCGUCAACGGCAGGGUUUGAUGCGAACGGUAUUCGGAAGCAAGCAGGUCGAGCGGGCAGGAGCGGUGCGCAAUGAUGCUGACAGGAAGCGAAGAUCAAUUCGACAGCAGGCGCUCAGGCGCAGAACACGGUUACAACAACAACAACAACAACAACACCAGCAGCAGCAGCAGCAACAACAACAACAACAACAACAACAACAACAACAACAACAACAACAACAACAACAACAACAACAACAGCACCAGCACCAGCACCAGCACCAGCACCAGCACCAGCACAAGGAAGUUGACGGGGAUGGUACAGCCAACAGAGAAGAAGCAGGUGUGGAUGCACAGCAACAUCAGCCACGGCAGAAACAGCAAGAACAGCAGCAGCAGCGACGGCAACGACAGCCCGUCAAGUGCUCUGUAUGCAAUGGUGUGGGCCACAACCGUCGAAGUUGCCCGAAGGCAGACCAGCAACCGAGCGAGCAGCCUCAGCAAAGCAAAAAGUGCACGCUGUGUCAGCGGCCUGGCCACAAUCGUCGCACGUGCCCACAGGCGGCGCGCCAGCCACAAGCAAACCAACACGACGGCCAGAAGACAUCGCACGUGGCCCCGCAACAGCAGUCCAGCGACGCGACCUCAGCACCUGCUGCGUCCGAAACAGCCCAGCCAGACCACGCAACGACGAACAAGCGCACGAAGAAGGUGUACGAGUGCGACAAAUGCAGCUACACCACAACGCGGUCGUACAAUUUCAAGGGACACUUGCGCACGCACGCUGGUGAGAAGCCAUUCAAAUGUGAGCUGUGCAACUAUUCAGCAGCCUCGCACAGCAACUUGAUCAGGCACGUGAAGCUGCACACCAAGGGGCGGCAGUACAAGUGUGAUGUGUGUGAUUUCAAAACAGCCUGGCAGCAGAGUUUGGUGGCACACAGGAGGAAGAUACAUGGCCUUGGCAGCCACGACAACACGACUGCUGCACGUGAUGACGAUGGUGAUGGUGUUGAUGAUGAUGACGAUGAUGACGAUGGUGCUUGGUUUAUGGUCAUUUCGCUGGGACAACGUGGGUGA